AUGAUUGAUGGAGAUGUGACAAUUAAUGAUAAGGCCCAAAAUCUGUUGGAUAACAGAACCACAAAUCCAAGUGUCUUGGAUGAUGCCUAUAUAUACGCUUGCAAUGCAUAUAUGCCCAUUAUCCACAAUCAAGCAAUACUCUUAUCUUGUGAUCAUUCGUUAGCAAUAGCAAGAAUGAUAUCAGAGCUAGGAAUCGCGAUUUACCUCACAAUGACCAACUUCUGGUUAUGGUGGUGGGAAGUCGACAACCAACAAGACGAGUUUGCUCGCACAUUUCUCACCCUUUUAGUUCCCACGCUCCUACUUUUAUGGUACCAAUGGACAUUUCCCAAUCCCCAAAAGGGAAAGUCAGCGAAUCAGUUGCCACCGGGUCCCUAUGGCUUCCCAGUUUUAGGGUACCUCCCUUUUCUCGGCUCCAACUUGCAUGAAAAAUUCACGGAGAUGGGUCAACGUUAUGGUCCCAUCUUUAGUCUCCACCUCGGAACAAAACUUCACGUCGUGGUGAACUCCAUGGAGCUCGCAAAGGUGGUGGCUCGUGACCAGGAUAAGACCUUAGCUAACCGCAGCCCUCCACUCACAGCUGUCAUCAGCUCUUAUGGUGUCAACAAUAUAUCAUGGUCCAACAACAACGCACAUUGGAGGAACAUGCGUAAGCUUUUAGUCAGCCAAAUGAUGAGCACUGCAAAUAUUAACACUACUCAGAGUCAGAGUCUUCGAACACAUGAAGUGAGGAAGAUGGUGGCUGAUGUUUACGCUAAGCUCGGGCAACAGGUCGACAUUAACGAAAUUGGUUUCAACGCCGCGUUUGAUGUUCUCACAAGGAUGUUAUGGAGUGGUAGCAAACCUGGGGAAGGGAACUUUACAAGCUAUUUAGUUGAAAGGUUUCUGGAAGUUGAGUUCAAGAUUAUAGAGUUACAAGGAGCGCGAAACAUCUCUGAUUUUCUCCCGAUGCUAUCAUGGCUCGAUCUACAGGGAAGGCAGAGAGAAAUGAAGAAGCAAAUGGUUUAUGUUAACCAGAUUUUGGACGAACUUAUCCAAGGAAGAAUCAAAGCCAACUCAUGCAAAGUUGAUGGAGAAGGCGAGGAAGAUCAAAAGGAUUUCUUGCAGAUCUUACUGGAGCUUAAAGAACAGAAAGGUGCUCCGACUUCAUACAACUUUGACCAAAUAAAGGCUCUACUAAUGAACAUUGUGACAGCAGCGACAGUGACAAUAUCGAUCAUGGUAGAAUGGGCGAUGGCGGAGAUUUUGCAUAACGCAGCGGUGAAGAAAAAGAUUGUGGAAGAAUUAACAGAGGUUGUUGGUACGAACAAUAUUGUGGAAGAAUCUCAUCUGACCAAAUUAUCAUAUUUGGAUGCAGCCAUCAAAGAGACCUUAAGGCUACACCCUCCGCUUCCACUGUUAGUCCAUAGAUGCCCAGAUGAAGCUUGCAUAGUAGGCGGGUAUACCAUUCCAAAGGGUACUGUUGUGUAUCUUAAUGUUUGGGCGAUCCAUCGGGAUCCCCAGAACUGGAGCAAUCCAUUGGAGUUUAAGCCUGAGAGGUUCCUGAAUGGAAAGUGGGAUUACAGUGGAAAUAACUUCAAGUAUUUACCAUUUGGAUCGGGGAGAAGAAUGUGCCCUGGAGUCAAUCUGGGGGAGAAGAUGCUGAUGUAUACAGUGGCAUCAUUGUUGCAUUCUUUUGAGUGGAGCUUACCAGAAGGUGAAGAGCUGGAGUUUUCUGAUGAGUAUGGAUUUCUGACUAAGAAGAGGAAGCCGCUGAUGGUUAUACCCUCUCAAAAACUAUCUGAUGCAAGCGUGUAUAUGUAG
This is a messenger RNA of Lactuca saligna, 1803 nucleotides long. The record is from the annotation of a GenBank genome assembly. NCBI's taxonomy places the organism in Eukaryota, Viridiplantae, Streptophyta, Magnoliopsida, Asterales, Asteraceae.